This is a messenger RNA of Diprion similis, 847 nucleotides long. Its product is annotated as trypsin-3-like. Lineage: Eukaryota; Metazoa; Arthropoda; Insecta; Hymenoptera; Diprionidae. Gene Ontology annotation, molecular function: serine-type endopeptidase activity. The record is from RefSeq and is a predicted model, not a curated record. The transcript has 2 exons. Gene Ontology annotation, biological process: proteolysis. Bases 37 to 798 code for a protein of 253 amino acids.
CUUGGAAACCAACGAUCAAAUCGGCAUCGUAUCAGGAUGAUCAAGAUCGUUAUUAUGCUCGCCAUCGUAGCUGCUGCUGCUCCAAAUCCUCUGAACCCCACGAGUCGCAUCGUUGGUGGCAUGGAUGCAGUGAUGGCUGAGGCACCUUACCAGGUAUCCCUGAAUCUCCUAGGGUCCCACACUUGCGGUGGCAGCAUAAUCUCCGAAAACUGGGUCCUGACCGCGGCUCACUGCAUGGUCUACCCCAGAAGCUGGUACCUUGUCCGGGCUGGAUCCAUCACUUCGACUAACGGUGGCAGCCUGAACUCGCUGCUCCUAGUCGUCAACCACCCGAACUAUGGUUCAAACAACUGGGGUCUCCACGUCAACGACAUUUCCCUUCUGCGGCUGGGCUCACCGCUUAUCCUGGACGCGACGCGCCAGCCGGUUUCUAUGUACUCUGAAAACGAAGAGGUUAUGGCCGGUGAUCGUGCCGUUAUCACUGGGUGGGGUGCGCUCAUCGAGGGUGGCAGCAUCUCCACAAACCUCCAGAUCAUCAACAUCCCCAUCGUCUCCAAGGCCGAGUGUAGCAGCGCUUACAGCUUCUGGGGAGGACUUCCUGCUGGUCAGAUAUGCGCUGGUUUCCUCGAAGGCGGUCGGGGCACUUGCCAUGGAGACCAGGGCGGUCCUCUCUUCGUUCAGCGACGGCUUGCUGGAGUCAUGUCGUGGAGCUACGGAUGCUCCCAGCCUGGACUUCCCAGUGUGUAUACUGAAAUCGCGGCUCAUCGCAGCUGGAUAUCUGGGAUUUCAGGAGUGUAAGGAGCCGGGCCCUGACUCUUUACUAUCGUCACAGUCUUGGGUCUUUCUU